Messenger RNA from Morus notabilis, 693 nucleotides. RefSeq lists its product as uncharacterized. The transcript has 2 exons. The record is from RefSeq and is a predicted model, not a curated record. NCBI's taxonomy places the organism in Eukaryota, Viridiplantae, Streptophyta, Magnoliopsida, Rosales, Moraceae. Bases 36 to 530 code for a protein of 164 amino acids.
UGGGCCCUUCAUUCUUAGAGCUCGCGGAUGGAUUGAUGAACAAGAAGAAAAGAGUGUUGAACGCUGAGUGUGAUAGAGAUGAAUUGGAUGACCUAGAUGAGCAAAAUUUAGCGGCCCUGAUAUUGCUUAAUCUCGGCGAAGGAUUGAGGUUGAGUGAAGAACUUUGUAAGGAAGAUGAUGUUUAUAAUAGCAAGAUAACUGAUGUUCAAUGUUUGGCGGUGCAGACAUUAACGACAGUCGAACUUUGUGAUCCCUUAUGUGUGGUUGAAACGGUCAUCUCUGACUUGCAACUAAAAGACGUGAAUAGUGAGCAACCCUUGGAAAACCAGAGUGGAGAUCAGGAAGUGGAUGAAGCAAAUCCGAGCACUGAGCUUGCAAAAUGCUUUGAUAUUAAUAUUCAAAAGAAAGUUCUUCGAACCAGCUUCUUGGAACGUAAUAGUACUGUCCGAACAUGUGAGUCGGUUGAAUCAAUGGAUGGCUCACCCAAACCAGCAGCCAAACUUGAAAGAAGAAUUCGCCUGCCUAGCUGAAAGAGAAAAGCUGUUGCAGCACAGAAGAAGAAUGAAACUAAAACGAGGAGAAAGAAUAAACGAUGGUCUUUACGUGAAGAAGAUAUUUGAAGGACUGCUGUGGAAUCGUAUGUGCUUCUUUUUCUUUUCAUGAAAUAUUGUUUACUUGUUCACACUCACGUAU